This is a messenger RNA of Temnothorax curvispinosus, 1882 nucleotides long. It is a transcript of the gene Cyp40, whose product is annotated as peptidyl-prolyl cis-trans isomerase D. NCBI's taxonomy places the organism in Eukaryota, Metazoa, Arthropoda, Insecta, Hymenoptera, Formicidae. Gene Ontology annotation, biological process: protein peptidyl-prolyl isomerization. Gene Ontology annotation, molecular function: protein binding; peptidyl-prolyl cis-trans isomerase activity. The transcript has 7 exons. Bases 364 to 1560 code for a protein of 398 amino acids. The record is from RefSeq and is a predicted model, not a curated record.
AUUAUUAAACGCGUCGAAAGUUAUUUCCUCACAAGAAUUUCGAUUAUAUUGAAAAAUCUCUUAUUUUCACGAGCUAGUUACACAUAAAUGCAGACGUUUUACUGUUAAAAUAUAAUUACUUGAUGUCUUUUAUAAAUAAAACGCGCGAGUAAAAAUAAUAUGAGUCAUAAUUCAGCGUCUCGAAACUUCCGAACGUUCUUGACUCCCGGAGUUGCAGACGUUGCAGUUUGCAGUUGCGUCUUUAGUCGAGUCGAGGUACGGUCAUUUAAUAUGAUUAACCCAUUGUUCGAGAGCAGGCAAGCAACCCAAGCGAAAGGACUCGCGGGUCGCGGCGAGUGAGGCGAGUCGGUGACGUACCUACGAAUGCUACGAAGGUCGUGCAUAGUUCGAACUUGCGAGAUUGAAGAUUUUCGUGACGGUGAUCGCAACGAGGAAGGAAAGAUGGAACAGCUCUCGGGGAAGAAAAGGCGUCUCACUAAUCCGGACAAUCCCGUGGUUUUUCUGGACAUCGUGAUCAACUCCGAGAAAGUGGGAAGAAUCGUUAUAGAAUUGUUCAAGAACAUUGUGCCGCGAACCGCGGAGAAUUUCCGCGCGUUGUGCACCGGCGAGAUGGGCGCCGGGACGAAGGCCGCGAAGUUACACUACAAGGGAACCAUUUUUCACAAAGUCGUUUCCCAGUUCAAGAUCCAGGGUGGUGAUAUUGUCAAUUUUGACGGCACUAGCGUAGGAGAGAGUAUUUACGGUCCUUACUUCGAUGACGAGAACUUCACGUUGUCGCACGACGACUCUGGGCUGCUUAGCAUGGUGAACGAGGGAACGCCAAACACCAACGGUUCUCAGUUUAUCAUCACCGUUCAACAGUCCAAGCAUUUGGAUAACACGAACGUUGUAUUUGGAAAGGUCGUGAAAGGAAUGGGCGUGGUAUUAGAGAUCAAUAAAGUGCAGACGAAUGAGGAUACUCCAGUUGAUGUAAUCGUUAUAUCUAAUUGUGGAGAAUUGAGAAACGAUGAGAGUUGGGGAUUGGAGGAGAACGACGGAUCUGAGGAUGUUUUUCCACCGUAUCCGGAAGAUUGGGAUUUUCCGUCACAUGCCUUCAGGCUCACUCACCAAUUCAUGGAGGCGGUAAUACAAAAGAUAAAAAAUUCUGGAAAUGCUUAUUUCACACAGCAGAAAUUUGUGGACGCUGGUAGAAAGUAUAAGAAAGCAUUACGAUAUUAUCUCUGGAUGAGCAAACACCAAAACAUGGCAGAUACAUUUUAUGCCUCACUGGCGGAUCUUAGAUUAACUUUGUUACUUAAUUUAGCUGCUGUAUAUUUAAAGCAGGAAGAGUAUCGUAAAGCCAUAGAUCUAUGUAAUGAGGUUCUGGAAACGGAUAAUAUGAAUAGUAAAGCGCUAUUUCGAAGAGGACAAGCUUAUACUUCCUUGAAAGAAUAUAAAUUAGGAUUAGAUGAUCUCCAUCAGGUGUUUAAAAUGUGUCCCGACAGGGUUAUCGAACUGCAAAUAGACAAAAUGAUAAAAUUAUGUAAACUUUAUAACGAUGAUAUAAGUAAUGUAAAUUAAAUUGAAUCAAUUUACCGUUUUAUGGAACUCCAAUGGCUAAUGAGAUUGAUCAGAAAAUUCCGAAUCGUUCUUCUUAUUAAUGCAGGAAUCACGUGGAAAAGAAACAAAUUUUUAAACAAAUUAUUUCAUGUUUUUAUUUCUAAAUAAAUCAAUAUGUUCAAUUUAAAUAAAUUCUAAAAUUAAUAUUCAGAUGUGUUAUAUAACAGUGCAUAAUAUGUCAUAGUACUUAAAUAUACAAACAGAAUCAAUUAUCUGUAAUUUUUAUGUUUUUUUAAAUAUGUUUUUAUUAAAAACGCAAUAAAAAUGGCCAAAAAAAUUAUGA